UUGACAACGUUUACAUUGAUAGGUUAUAUACUGCAAUAUUUUGAUAUUAAAAUCUAUUGAAAAUGUCCGAGAAUAAAAUGACUCCGGAAUUUGAAUUCUGUGUACCUACAAAGAGAAUUAAAGUGCCUGAUGAUAUGGUCUUGUGGGAAAAUUCUAUGGGGUACCAAGAAUACAUGGGAUUCAUUUUAGCUAUAAAUGAGGCGGUCAAGGGAAAAUCUUUGAAGUAUGAAAUUGAUGAACCAUCUGAUGUCAUCAAUAAAUUGGUUGCUGUUCUUGAUAAACUCAUUGAAAUUAUAGUCGAAACACCAGCAAUAAAUCAACCACAAAGGUUUGGAAACCAAGCCUUCCGCAUUUGGUUGGAAAAAGUGAAGCAGCAAUCUUUUAAUUUGAUUAAAAGUGUUCUUCCUGAACAUUUGCACAGGAGUUUAGCAGAAAUCUUGGCUUACUUCAUGGAGUCUUUUGGAAAUUCUGUGAGGAUUGAUUAUGGAACAGGACAUGAAAUUAGUUUCAUCAUGUUUCUAUGCUGUCUGUUCAAAAUGGGUGCCUUAAACGAUGAUGAUAAAAUCUAUGUAGCCAACAAAGUUUUUCACAAAUAUUUGGACUUGGUGCGCAAUUUACAACAGACUUAUAGGAUGGAACCUGCUGGAAGUCAUGGUGUAUGGAGUUUAGAUGAUUAUCAAUUUGUCCCAUUCAUUUGGGGCAGCUCCCAGCUCAUAGGGCAUCCAGUGUUUGAACCCUGCUCCUUCUUGGAACCCCUUGUUGUAGAAUCUUUCUCUGACGAAUACAUGUUCUUGGGAUGCAUGAAAUACAUAAAUGCAGUAAAAACUGGACCAUUUGCAGAGCACUCCAAUCAGCUGUGGAGUAUCAGUGGGGUAGCCAGUUGGGCUAAGAUUAACAGUGGCCUUGUGAAAAUGUACAAAGCUGAGGUGCUUGGUAAAUUUCCGGUCGUCCAACAUAUAUUAUUUGGAUCUAUGUUACCAUUGACACCGUUCGUUAAGGAACCAUCCAAUAGAAUAGGAGCUGGCUUCAUGGGAAUGACGAAACCUCCCGAGCAGUCUGACGUACACAUUUCCAAAAUGAAUUAAAUUUUGUUUUACAAUUUUGUUUGCGUUGCUUUAUUUA
Messenger RNA from Nicrophorus vespilloides, 1122 nucleotides. It is a transcript of the gene Ptpa, whose product is annotated as serine/threonine-protein phosphatase 2A activator. The transcript has 6 exons. The coding region runs from base 63 to 1085 and encodes 340 amino acids. Gene Ontology annotation, cellular component: cytoplasm; nucleus; protein phosphatase type 2A complex. Lineage: Eukaryota; Metazoa; Arthropoda; Insecta; Coleoptera; Silphidae. The record is from RefSeq and is a predicted model, not a curated record. Gene Ontology annotation, biological process: mitotic spindle organization. Gene Ontology annotation, molecular function: peptidyl-prolyl cis-trans isomerase activity; protein tyrosine phosphatase activator activity.